Molecule: messenger RNA, 2519 nt
Organism: Diuraphis noxia (Russian wheat aphid)
Lineage: Eukaryota; Metazoa; Arthropoda; Insecta; Hemiptera; Aphididae
Source: RefSeq, a predicted model, not a curated record
AGUUCGCACUGUCAAAGGCACUGUUUUAUAGCAUUGGGUAAUGGAUAUUAUGGAUAAAUUAAAAUAAUUAAAUGGUACACCGAUCGAAGAAAUAGAAAUCGACGCGUAUCGUCACAGUUCCGAUUUGUUUGACCAUUUGUCUGGUUUGAACUGUUUAGAUGGCAUACGUCACGGUAGAUGCAGCUGCUGACAAAGUGACAACUGCUAGCCCGGCAAGCGGAGCCUACGUCGAAAACGUUACGUUGUACACCGACAUAUUCGACCCAAGGUAAACAGCGCGGUCCCCCAUUGUCACUGGAUUGUUCGAUGUCCUCUGAAAAUUCUAAAUCGUAAUAUUGCUACGCACGACUAGAAAUUUAAUGACAAUCAGGCCAUAUGGGUUGUUAUUAUACUGCCCUCCUGGCCGUCGGUUAGCGACAAACACUACACAGUUAUAAUGGUUAUCAUUAAUGCUAGAUAAAUUGCUAUGUUUAACUCAGAAUUGUUAUGAUAUUAUGGUCAGUGAUACAGAUUAUCAACAGUUAAAUAUUAAUGCAGAUACCAUGUUAGACAAUGAUUAUGAACCUGGUAAUUUAUUUUUAAAUUUUAUAUACACCAACAGCAAUGUUUCGGUAAAUGAACAGGAAAGAAAUAACUUUGAUGGCUAUGAAAACAAUGAAGUAGUGCAAGAAAUUUACGAAACUAUUGACACUGAUAUUAAUAUUGAGCAACCUAACAACAUUUGGGAUGAUAUUUCGAUUCGUUACUUAAUUUACUGUUGGAGUCAAUUGAGAGAUCAGUUUACAAACUGUUCAGAUAAAAAUAAGAAAGCACUAUGGGAACAUGUAUCAGAAAGUUUGGUUGAACAUGGUUUUUAUUUUGACGCACAGUCAUGUGACGUUAAAUGGCGUAGUCUUAAGAAAAUAUAUAUGUACAAUAAAACACGCAAUUCUAAAAAAGAUGGUAAUAAACAUCCAGUUACUUGGAACCAUUAUUCAGAAAUGGAUAAGGCCAUUAAAGGCAUUCCAUUCGAAAUUUCUGAUACUGAAAACGAUAAUAAUGAUGUUGAUGAUGAUAACAAUGGUGAAAAUGAAGAUGAUGACGACUUGGAAAGAGAAAAUACAGAUGAUGUUGGGGAAGAUGAAAAUGCUGAUUCAUCUAGAUAUGUUGAUAAAUAUCAGUGGACAAUUGAAUCAACUAGGCAAUUGAUUCGAUUGUAUGGUAAAGACAGAAAGAAAUUUUCAGUUGUUAAUCAAGGAGGAAAACAUUUAUUAUGGCAAGAUAUUGCCCAUCAGUUUUCGAAAUUAGGAUAUCAAUAUACAGCUAAUCAUUGUAACGAUAAAUGGCGUAAUUUAAAAAUGACCUAUAAAAAGAAUAAACAAAGAGCUAUUAAAUAUGGAAUAGAAUAUGUUAAAUGGACUUAUUUUAAAGAUAUGGACAACAUUUUUAAAAACACUCCAGAAGGAUCUCCAGAACUCAAUGAUAUAAUAACAGUAUCUUUAAUUGAUGAUGAUGAUGAUGAUGAUGAUGAACUUAAUGAAAUUAAAAAAGAAAGUGAAGCUUAUAAUAAUAUGAAUGUUGUUGAAGAAACUCGUGAAAAUAAUGAGGAAGAACUUGUUGAACUCCCUCCUAGUGAUAUAUGGACAGAACAAGCAACUAAAUGUUUGAUUGAGUUGUGGGGUCUUUAUCGUCCACGAUUCCUGAUGGCUGCACAAGGCAAAAAACGUUUACUUUGGGAUGAAAUAAGUGAUCAGUUACGUGAACGUGGUCACAAUUAUUCUGGUCUAGUAUGUGAUCGUAAAUGGCGUCUUUUAAAAGCGAACUACAUAAAAAGAAGAGAAAAAUACAAAAAAAUAGGAGUGAACAGUGUAAAGUGGCAAUACUACCACGAUUUAGAUAGGUUACUUGGUGUACCUGCUGAAAGUAUUUCCUGGAGUAUGGAUUCAACUAUGUGCUUGAUAGAUUGCUUUGAUAAUCAUAAAGAAAAGUUUAUGAAUGCAGCAACUGGCGAAAAGCUCUUGAUAUGGAAAAAAAUAUCAGAAGAAAUGUCUCAGAAUGGUUUUAAUUAUACUCCCAGAGCUUGUGACAAUAAGUGGCGUACACUGAAAAACCGUUAUAACAAAAAUAGAAUGCGAACAAAUAGAAAUAAAAAAGUAAUUUGGGUGUACUACAAUAAAAUUGAUUCUGUUCUUAGAGAAACUAACAAAAAGGUUGUAAAAGAAGAAAUAAAUAAUCCAUCAUACGAGGUUAAUGAGUUGGAUGAACACAAUUACAUCAAGACUUCUAAAUCAUGCUGUUCAAAUAAAACAAAUUGCAUUACUGAACUACAGACAACAUUUAGGUUGAGAAAUAAGGAAUUUGAUCAAAGAUUGAAGGAAAUGGAAGAAAAUCUAAUAAGCCGAGAAAAAGUGUUUGAAGGACUUCAACAGCAAAUGUUGGAUCAUCUGAAAAGGUCAAAUGAAUUAGAAACUCAAAAGUUGAGACUGUUGGAACAGUUAGUUUCAAGAUUACCACCCCAUAUCCCAUAAUUUAUUAACACA